UUCUAGGCUCAGCCAAUUUGUCAAGAAUUGAAUUGAGACCCACACACCUUCACCCAAUCCUUCCCAAUCAAAUUUUCUGUAAUAAACUGGUUUUUGGCUUGGCUUGUGUCUAUAUUUACUGCUUUAUUCAGGAGAGGCAAAACAGCCCAUCACCUACUUGUGCCUUGGAUCCCAGCUCCCAAAUGUCUUCUAACAUCCUUUCCCCUCAUACACUAGGUAACCACCCGCUGACACCACCAGCUGCCUCAUUCUGUGUAUCACCCCAAGAGAACCCCAACACUCUCACUGUGAUGUCAAAUACUACCAGAACACAGGCCAAAGCAUGGUCACAGCACACUGCAUGGAACAAGAAGAAGCACAAAUACGAACCAUGAUGCUGCUACAUGACCAGCCCCACUACCACAGAGAAACUGAGGGAACUGAAAUCUUAUCAAGAACUUAUGAGUCCAAUGAGGUACUAACCCCACUUCAAAUUCCUUCUCGUCCAACUGUCUCACAAGACAGAUACACAGAGUUCAGGAAAUCCCUUCACUGCUGCGAGCUUCCCUGUGGAGCUGAAAGGGAGCAUGGAGGAAUUACACUGCCUGCACUGCCAGAAGACCACAGGGCAAAGGACAAGUCUCCAUGUACAUUCGUCAAAAGACACCAACAUUAUGGUAGUGGUGUAUUCCCUUGGCCAAGGAGCCUUCCCACUGACCAAUAUUAUGUCACCCAGCUGAAAAAAAGUGAUGUGCGGAUGAAUGAUGAAUUGCUUCGUAAACCACCAGACAGUUCAGCUAAACCACUGUGCCUGCCGUUUCCCAGCUCUCAUCCCUUCCAGACACACAUCUCUAGGUAUGCCGUGUUCCCAAACUUCAGAUCACCUGAGGAUCGAGACACUGGGGUCUAUGCAAGCAGUCAUCAGCCUUUCCAUCCCAAUAUCCCUACCAAGCCUUUUGAUGUGGUUGUUCUGGGGAAGACCAGAGGUAAUGCAUAUAGGCAUGAAGUUGUCAGUAUCCCCUCUGACUCCCAGAAGAAGGCUGUGUGCUGGCCAGGACAGCAUGGAUACUUCCAACUUCCUAAGUUUGCUAAAGAAAAGAGUCAAAUAUAUUACCCAAAACCACCGAAGACAGUGGCCCCCAACUCCACUGUUAAUGAGCUAGAACAUAACUUUUCUGCAAGAACCACCAAUAUGCUACGGAACACUGAAAGGGCUCUGGGGAUCACAACAUACCACCGGGACUUCACAGGAAGAGGUCCUAUGAAUCCCCUUAUCCUGGAUAACUACUACUUGAAAGAAGUUGGCAGAUUAACUGGAGAAGUAGGUGACGACGUGGAACUAGAAGAAACAUUUUUGUCUAGUCUCUCACAAACGAGACCUCUUGAAGGGCGCACUGCACGUCUGCUUCAAGGUCGACGUCCCCAUGAAUCAAUUCUGCAAGAACAGCACUCCUGCAGUGUUCAGAUGCCAGGAAGGCCUGAACUCAAAUCCCUUCCAGAAUCUGCGUGCCAGUCUGCAUGGAGACCAGAGAACGGGCCAAGAGAGACAGCACUGCCUGAAUGCAUCCCCAGCUGGGAGGCUCCUCGGCGCCAGGCAGCACUGCUGGAGCUGCAGCAUUCCUUCUCUAAGACAGCAGCACACAAACGUCUUCAUGAUUCCAUCAGAGGAGAGACAAAAGACCUCACAGAUAACAUUACUGGUGGAAGGAGACACACAUUCUAUGGUUUCAAUUCUUUUUAUUUCUUUAACUGACAUUUUGGCCCUUUAAAAACAGAGUAACAAAUAAAAAGUGUCUCAAUACAAACUGUCUUUCUCUUCAUAAAGAACCCAAAUAAAUUCAAACAGUAAAGAGAAGACCAGCUAGGGCCGUCCAGGACAUGUGCAGCCUAUUUGA
Columba livia (rock pigeon) is the source of this 1874-nucleotide messenger RNA. RefSeq names its product sperm microtubule inner protein 4 (gene SPMIP4). The coding region runs from base 323 to 1732 and encodes 469 amino acids. Lineage: Eukaryota; Metazoa; Chordata; Aves; Columbiformes; Columbidae. The transcript has 10 exons. Gene Ontology annotation, cellular component: centrosome. The record is from RefSeq and is a predicted model, not a curated record.